Condylostylus longicornis is the source of this 4605-nucleotide messenger RNA. RefSeq names its product ethanolaminephosphotransferase 1. Gene Ontology annotation, cellular component: endoplasmic reticulum membrane; Golgi apparatus. Gene Ontology annotation, molecular function: ethanolaminephosphotransferase activity. The transcript has 10 exons. The record is from RefSeq and is a predicted model, not a curated record. Gene Ontology annotation, biological process: phosphatidylethanolamine biosynthetic process. Lineage: Eukaryota; Metazoa; Arthropoda; Insecta; Diptera; Dolichopodidae. The coding region runs from base 1309 to 2574 and encodes 421 amino acids.
UGAGCUGAAAAUAGUCAGCAGAUAUUAGAAGAAUAAAAAUUUAUAUUAUUUUUGUUUUUCAUUCAACAAAAAAAAAAUAAAAAAAAACAUAAAAUUCUUUCAGACACAGUCUAAAAGACAACGUUGAACUUUAAGCUUCGUUGAAUUCGAAAUAUUCGUUAAAGAAAAAUAAAUAAAUCUACUUUAUUUAAUUUCUUUCGGUUUCUUACUAGUAACUUCAUAAUAUUUUAUUAAGUGUAAUUUUAAAUAAUUAAAAAUAGUAGCAUUGAUUUUAUUAUUUAUUUUUUUUAUUAAAAAAUUUUAAGGGCAAUAAGCGCCUUUAUAUAGGCAAUAAAUAAAAUCACGUUAUAAGCAAAAUGUAUACAUUUUAAAAAUUUGUGAUAAAAAUAAAUAAUUUUAAUAAUAAUAAAAUUAGAAAAAUUUAUUAUUUAUAAUUUUAUAAUAUUAGAUUUAGUUUAUAAACAUCAUUUAUUUAUGAGUGUAUAUAAAUGUACGUACGUGUACGAAUACAGUUUGCAUAAAAUAUAAGACAACGGCUUUAUGUCACUAACAAAAUAUUAAAUGUAAAUUAUUUUUGUGGAAUUUUAACACAGGGUUAGGAAUUAAGCACUUAAAGAAAAAGUAUAGUUAAAUAUUAUUAAAUACACAGAAAAGAAAAAUAUGGAAAAAAAUUAAAAAAAUUAAUAAAAAUUAAGAAAAAAGCAAAAAUCAAAUUUAAAAAUAAUGAACCUAAGAACGUUAUAACAUAAAAACAUUGUGCUUAGCUUCAAAUAAGUAUUUUUUUAUUUUUAAAUAAGAUAACCUUUUGUUUCAAAGAAGAAUAAUAGCAACAAAAAGGUUUAAUAGUAUAAUAUACCUACAUAUAACUAAACAUAUUUACGUAUAUAAUAUGCAUAUAGUGAUUAAAUUUAAUUUAAGAAAAAAGUCAAUGAAAUCCGGUUCCUAUAUCAAUUGAAAAAUUAAUUCAUAUUACAAUUUUAAUAGUAUAUACUAUAUAAUAUUAUAUUUAUUAGUAUAUUUUUAUACUAGUAUAUAUAUGUAUAAUAUAAUAUAAUUAAAUUAUAAAAAAGUGUAAAUAAAUUUAAAUAUAUGGGAAAAAAUGGAGGGUUAAUAUACUCCCAAGUAGAACAAAAUCCAGAAUAAAAAAAAAAACAAAAUCCAGAACAAAAAAAAAAAUAGAAGGAAAAAAAUAUUGUUAUAUUUUUGCUAACUUAAUAAUUUAAACAUAAGUUAUAUAAUAAGUUAUAUAUUAAUAUAACUAUCAUAUUUUAAUUAUAAUAUUUAAAACUAUACAGAAACAGAUUAAUUAUGUUUGGAAUCAAAUAUUUAACUGAAGCCCAUUUAAAAGGCUUUGAAAAAUAUAAAUAUAGUUGCAUAGAUACGAGCUACCUCAGUCGAUAUAUUAUGCACCCAUUUUGGAAUUGGUGUGUUCAGUUUUUUCCAACAUGGAUGGCACCGAAUCUCAUAACUUUCUCAGGAUUUUUAUUAAAUGUAUUAACAUUUUUAAUGAUUGCAUAUUUUGAUUGGAAUUUUACAGCAGCAAAUAAUUUGGAAAAAAAUCCAUAUCCGAUACCAAGAUGGGUAUGGCUGGUAGCGGCGAUAUCAGUUUUUGUAGCUUACACCUUAGAUGGAAUUGAUGGGAAACAAGCUCGUAAAACUGGAACUAGUGGACCUCUUGGUGAACUAUUUGAUCAUGGUUUAGAUUCAUAUUCAACAAUUGUGAUAGCAUUAUAUAUGUUUUCAUUAUUUGGUACAAUUGAUUUACCACCAAUCAGAAUGUAUAUGAUUACAUAUCUUAUAUAUCAAAAUUUUUAUUUGUCACAUUUUGAAAAAUAUAAUACAGGUGUAAUGUUUCUACCAUGGGGGUUUGAUUUUACAUUAUGGGCGGUAACACUUACACUUUUAUUAACAUAUUUUGUUGGACCAUGGAUAUGGCGUUGUCAAUUACCAUAUGGUCUAACAACGGCAAAUGGUUUUGAAAUUGUUAUGUGGAGUACAAGUUUACUGAGCAAUCAUCCGAUUGUUGCAUUAAAUAUAUACAAGUCUUAUGUAAAUAAAACUGGUAAAAUGAGAUCAUUUUUUGAAGCUGCACGACCAUUAUUUCCAUUAUUAUGGCUUUGUAUUAUAACAUUAAUUUGGAUUUUUGGUUCACGGAAUUCAAUUAUUGAUUUAGAGCCAAGAAUGUUUUUAUUAAUGAUGGGAACAAUAUUUUCAAAUAUAUGUUGUCGAUUAAUUGUUGCACAAAUGUCAGAUACAAGAACGGAUGGUUUUAAUAUAUUUCUGUGGCCAUUAUGCGCAGUGGUUAUAAUAUGUUGUUUUCCAUUCUAUCAGUAUUUUGGUACGGAAUUGACAGCUGAUACCGAACGAUGGAUAUUACACGGUUUAACAUUAUUUGUAACAAUUGCACAUAUACAUUAUGGUCAAGGAAUUGUGUGUGAAAUGUGUGAUCAUUUUAAUAUAAAAUGUUUCAAAGUAAGAAAAAAUUUAAAUAAAAUAAAUAGUUCUAAAGAAUUAUUAAUUGACAAUAAUAAUAAGGAUUGUAGUAAUGGUAUAAAAAAUAAAAGAUUGGAAUGACAUUAUCAGAAUAUUUAAAUUAUUUAUUAAUUUAAAGCAUAAAAAUAGUUAUAUUUUACUAUUUAUUCUGAUAAUUUAGUUUCACUUGUUAUAAUUAUACUUACAAAAAUUCUAACAUCAAGGGUGAUUUUAUCAAGUUUAAUUUUUAAGUAAAUGUUAGUUUAAGUUCUAUAUAUUCGGACUAAUUAUAAAAUACUAAAGUGAAAUUGUUUUGAUUUUGUGUUUGGUAAUAUUUAUAAAUUGAUAUUCUAUUUAUUAAAAUUAUUAAAAUUGAAAUUGUAGAAAAUUAUUGAUAUUUUAAAUUGAUUGAAUAUUUGAAUCUAUUAUAUAUUAAUAUAACAAUAAUAUGUAAACGUUGGGUUUGUAAUAUAACAAUUUAUAUGAUAAUAAUAUGGAAAUGUUUAUGUUCAAUUAAUGUAAUAUUGUAUGCUGUUUAUUAAAUGUAUACAUAUAUUUAAUUAACAUUAAAAAUAUACUUUUAUUUUUUAAUUAAAUAAGAUUGGUAAAUAAUUACAUGCACGUAUAUAACAGGUAUCUAGGUAUAUAUAAAAAUUUAAUGUAAAAUUUUAAAAAUAUAGGCAUUAUUUUUUGUAAAAAUGUUGAAAAUUUACAAAAUUUAUUUGUGUAUACAAAAAUAUAAUUUGAAUAAGAAUAGUAGCUGUCUUGCUAAGAAUUUAAAUUUUACAUUAUAACAUUAAGCAACAUAAAUAUGUUAUGUAUUUAUAUGUAUACAGAUCCGGUUCUGACUUUUUCGUCCGAUUCGUUUCGAGUCCAAAAAACUCGGUUUCCAAAGUAUGCUCUCGCGCUUUGAAAGUUAUGAACAAUAUAUAAUAAACAUUUCACAUUGCGCUAGUCUAGUCUAAUGAAUGGUUUAAUGAUAUAUAGAAACCAUAUAUAGAAAAAGUUUUUAGAUAAGAAUAUUGUCACAACUGUGUUGGACUAUGUUCCUAAAAAUUGCAAUAAAUACAUCAAUUGCUGUAAGAAGUAUAUUUCUAUAUUUAUGACAAUUUCUGAUUGAAUGAUACUAAAUAAUAUUUUGUUUGAAAAUCUCUCAAUUUCUUUGAAUAAAAUGGCUUCGAAUUUUACUUGGAAAUUUUCUUAAUCAAUUUAAAUUAACAAUAAUUUAUUAAUAUAUAUGUACGUAAGUUAAUAUGCAACUAUCAAUAAUAUUGUUUUAAAGUAUAUGUUGAGCAAAUAUUUUUCUAUUUAAAAUAUAAUUUAUAUUUAAAAAAAAUAUAAUUUUAAAAUUCAUUGUCUCGAAAAUUUUUUAAAACUUAUUCAAAUACAAGCACAUAAAUAAAAUAAUGUAUGAGUGCAUUUAAUGAAUUUUUGUAUGAACUAAGAACAAAAUAAUUAUCUUUAAAAAUAAAUAAUUGAUUCUAUGUAUGCCCUGUAAUAUGUAAAAUAUAUAUACAGAGAUAUAGUUUAAAAAUUUAAUUAAGUUAUUGUUAUUACUUAUAUAUUUAAUAAAAUUUAUUUUAUAAUUUAAUUAUGAACAUAUGUAUGGGUGAUUAAAAAAUAUAAUAAUUAAUUUUACAGGAAAUAAAAUAUUUAAUUUUCAGUUCCUUUAGAAAUUAGAUAAUUUUAAACGUAUUUAUUAAAUAUUUGUUAAAUAUUGUUGUUUUAAUAAUUAUAUAAUUUUAAAGUUUAUGUUAUGCAUGUUAUAAUUGAAAUUUUUUAAUAAAAUAUUGCAUGAGUAUAGCAUACUAAAAAUAUAGGGAACUCAAUUUGGAGAAGAUGAAAGUUAUAAAAUGAAAUAUGCAUAAUAAAAUUAUAUAAAAAAAUUGAAUAAAUUAAUUUUAAAAAUUGAAUAAAUUUGAAUUGAAUAAAUUAAUAUUUACUAUGUAAAAUUAACUAAAAAUGUAAUUGUAAUUUUAAAAAUCGAAUAUGUUUGUCCUAAAAAAAGGUAACAAUUAAACAGCAUGUGAUUAAUUUAUAGAAAUAAAUAUAUUCUAUAGUUAAAUUCAUUUAAUACAAUAAUUUUUUAAAUUAAAGUAAUUUUCUGAUAGCUGCAAUUAUUUAUUCCCUAAG